This is a messenger RNA of Corapipo altera (White-ruffed manakin), 547 nucleotides long. RefSeq names its product protein GPR15L-like. The transcript is spliced from 3 exons. The record is from RefSeq and is a predicted model, not a curated record. Lineage: Eukaryota; Metazoa; Chordata; Aves; Passeriformes; Pipridae. Bases 128 to 358 code for a protein of 76 amino acids. Gene Ontology annotation, molecular function: G protein-coupled receptor binding.
CCAAAUCUCCACCCAUUCUGAACAGAGCAUUCCUUUUGCUCUACCUUAUAAAAAGGUAUGGUUGUGCCAAAGGAGACCAGAACACUCCUUCAGCCUCUUUGAAAACGUCUUGUGACCAGUCAGAAGGAUGAAGCUCCUGGCACUUUGUGGCUUUUUGUUUGUAUGUCUCUUGUGCCUCAGUGCCUUUGCUGCAGAAGGUCGGGAGGUUAGAAAAGUCUGCUGCUCAGUAGUACCCAAACACAACAAAAAAGCACAUAAAGGUGUAAGUUCCAAAAUGACUCCAAAGAAAAUAAAGAAAUACUGCAGGCCUUGUCCUCAGUUUCUGGUGGCUCCUGGACCCCUUCCACAGCUAAAAUGAGAAGACUGAGAGGAGAGGGAAAGGCAUCUGCCCAUCAACAGAUCUCACAGUCCUUCACUUGAUUGAGGGCCCUCCUUUCACAGACAGCACAUGCGUGUAUAUUGCUUUUUGUUUGGGAAAGGCUUCAGUACUGUUUAUUCCUUCACUCAGGCACCUUUGUUUUAUUAAUACUAACCUGGCAGUUAAAAA